Molecule: messenger RNA, 225 nt
Organism: Lymnaea stagnalis (great pond snail)
Lineage: Eukaryota; Metazoa; Mollusca; Gastropoda; Lymnaeidae
Source: the annotation of a GenBank genome assembly
GUUUCCCUGUCCCGUCCAGCCGUCCAGAACGAGCGACAGCCCAGGAACACGGCCCAGGUCAGAGAGGACCAGAUCGAGCAUGAGCUCGAGCAUCCGUUAGUGCCGUCCAGCGCCACGGUCAGUGCCACUCACCCUGCCUUCAGCCCAGGGGCAGGUCACAGGUUCAUGGCCAGUCUCAUGACCGGGGACUCUGGGAACGGUAAAAUGGAUCAGGAGGAACCAGGU